CUCACAUUGCUAUGUUUUUUUAUUAAUCAUAAAUCACAAAAAAAAAAAAAGUCAAAUUGAAAUUAGCAAUAGUGUCGAAAUCAAAUUGUAUCAUCAAAUAAGAAACGGAUGAAGUAACAGCUAUAGAUGAGAAAUAGUAGCACUUAGAAUUAAUCAACUCUACGAAGUACGAAUAUAUUUCUAGUUUGUGUUGAGUGGCCUACUACGUGUUUUGACGAAUUUGAUGAGAAGCUUGAUUUCCGCAUGGACACUCCAAGAUUUGCAAUUGACAAUAGUGUUGAGGUUGAUAGCGUUACAAAAUAUGGGAUUAUCUUAGAAGCAGACCAAAAGGUGAUCACGGAUCAUAAUCUUUUCAUUAAGAAACCUUCCAUUUCAUCCGAUGCCUUGGAUGUGUUUUAUGUGACUGACCUUAACAGAAACAAAUUGGAAGAUGAAAACGUUAUUAGUCAUAUGGAGCAGUCACUUGGAACCAUCCAUUUCACAAGAUCCUACGAGUACAAAGGCGUUACAGCUUUGGAAUUAACAGGCACGUAUAGAAUAAACCUGUUAUCAAAUGUAUUGGCCGUAUUAGCCGACUUGAAUUGCAGUGUAGUAGAUGCCAAUGUAUGGACUCAUAAUGGAAGAAUUGCAUCCCAUUUAUAUGUCAAAGACAGUGGUUUUGGGUGCCUAACCAAUGACUUAUACAGAAUUAGCAGAAUCGAAUCGAGAGUAAUGUCAGUUCUGAACGAGGACAACGAUAAUAUUGGGACUGCAAAUAAUACGAGUACUGUCUCGAUGGAAAUUACUUAUAGUGAACGAAGGCUUCAUCAGAUGAUGUUUGAUGACCGCGAUUAUGAGAGAACUAUAACUCCAUCGAUCACCUCCUUCAAAUACGAACCAGUAUAUAAAUAAUACUACUAUGUAGAUCUUGUGGAUUUGGGCCUUAGGCAUCGGGCCUUGUGUUGUUUGGGCUCAUUAUUUCCAAAAAUAUGUUCAUUUAAUGUUAGCGUGCGUCAAAUGGACAAAAGGCACCUAGUCUCCUAUUAUACCAUCUGAGUAGAUAAUCGAAUAUUCGAUGGGAGGUGAAAUGUCCAAAUCUUACACAAAAGCAUUAAUCAUAUUUCUUGCUCUCUUCACCUAACCUGGUCUAAUUU
Messenger RNA from Spinacia oleracea (spinach), 1133 nucleotides. RefSeq names its product ACT domain-containing protein ACR8-like. The coding region runs from base 244 to 891 and encodes 215 amino acids. The record is from RefSeq and is a predicted model, not a curated record. NCBI's taxonomy places the organism in Eukaryota, Viridiplantae, Streptophyta, Magnoliopsida, Caryophyllales, Amaranthaceae. The transcript has 5 exons.